UCUACGGUAGGAAGGGACUGAUGCAGUAACAAGACCAAGCUGACGGCCCAUGGGCUCCAACUCUGCGCGACAGACAGCAAGUCUGUCAAACCGAGCUUCUCAAGUAUAUACUUGGCAAGAAAACCGUUAAACAACUUUUUUGGUUCAAAGUCAUACUAAACUGGUCACCAGUAUGUGGAUAACACCCGAAGAGGUGUUGCUUGCCAAUGCUCUAUGGGUUAGCGAAAGGGCGAACCCCUUCUUCAUUCUACAGCGAAGAAAGGGACAUGGUAAAGGAGGAGGCAUCACUGGGUUGCUAGUGGGGACGCUGGAUGUUGUAUUGGACUCAAGCGCUCGUGUGGCUCCCUACAGGAUCUUGCAUCAGACUGGGGAUUCUCAAAUCUUCUGGAGCAUUGCCUGUGGCUCCUCCAGAAAAGAGAUCACAGAGCACUGGGAGUGGCUCGAGGCCAACCUGCUCCAAACGCUGUCAAUCUUCGACAAUGAAGAUGACAUCACCACCUUUGUCAAAGGGAAGAUCCAGGGCAUCAUGGCGGAGGAGAAUAAGAGCCGGCUUGCGCAGGAGGACGAGGACUCGGGAAAGUUCCGCGAGGCGGAGCUGAAGAUGCGGAAGCUGUUUGGCAUGCCUGAGGAGGAGAAGCUGGUCAACUACUACUCCUGCAGCUACUGGAAGGGCCGUGUGCCGCGGCAGGGCUGGCUCUACCUCAGCGUCAACCACAUCUGCUUCUACUCCUUCCUGCUAGGAAAAGAGGUGACCCUGAUAGUGCAGUGGACGGACGUGACUCAGCUGGAGAAGAACGCCACACUGGUAUUCCCGGAGAGCGUGCGCGUGAGCACGCGCGACACGCAGCACUUUUUCUCCAUGUUCCUCAACAUCAACGACACCUUCAAGCUCAUGGAGCAGCUGGCCAACAUCGCCAUGCGCCAGCUGCUGGACAACGAGGGCUUCGCCGCUGACCGCUCGCUGCCCAAGCCCUGCAAGACUCUCAAGAACGUCUCCGCGCUCAAGAGGGACCUGGACGCCAGGGCGAAGAACGAGCGCUAUCGGGCCCUGUUCCGCCUGACCCACGACGAGCGCCUAGACGGGCACACCGACUGCACUCUCUGGACGCCCUUCGCCAAGAUGCAUGUGGUGGGCCAGAUGUUUGUGUCCAACAACUACAUCUGCUUUGCCAGCCGUGAGGAAGACAUGUGCCAACUCAUUAUCCCUCUGAGGGAGGUGUCCAUCGUGGAGAAGGCGGACAGCAGCAGCGUCCUGCCCAGCCCCUUGUCCAUCAGCACCAAGAACAAGAUGACCUUCCUGUUCGCCAACCUGAAAGACCGCGACUUCCUGGUGCAGCGCAUCUCUGACUUCUUGCAGCGCACGCCUGAACGGCUGUGGAGCGAAGGCGAUCAGCUCCCGCUAAGCGGCCAAUCAGUGAGUCAGUCAUUCAGUCGCUGGAGCCGACAAUUGGCCGAAUUAGCUGUCAAUCAGCAGGGGACGCCCAGCCCCACCACCCCCACCUUUCCGUCCAGCCCGCUCUCCUUGGGGGCAGGGGAGCCCCUACAACAGCACCAGCCGCAGCCGCAGCAGCGUUACUACUGCCCCGACCUGCCCACUGCCAAGCAGGGCCUCCUCCGCAUCUACCAGACGGACGUGCCUGAGGAGAUCAUGGGCCCCAAGGCUACAAAAGAGAAGAUGAAGGAGGAGGCCUGGAACAUCCACUUCUUUGAGUUUGGCCGAGGGGUGUGCAUGUAUCGCACCUCUAAGACCCGGGAGCUGGUGCUCAAUGGCAUCCCGGAGAGUUUGAGGGGGGAGCUGUGGCUACUCUUCUCUGGUGCCCAGAAUGAGAUGGCCACCCACCCGGGCUACUACGCUGAGCUGGUGGAGCAGGCCAUGGGCCGCUGCACGCUGGCCACCGAGGAGAUCGAGCGGGACUUGCACCGCUCCAUGCCCGAGCACCACGCCUUCCAGAACGAGAUGGGCAUCGCUGCUCUCCGCCGCGUGCUGACCGCCUACGCCUACCGCAACCCCAACAUCGGCUACUGCCAGGCGAUGAACAUAGUGACGUCUGUGUUGUUGCUGUAUUGCACUGAAGAGGAAGCCUUUUGGCUGCUGGUGGCUCUGUGUGAAAGAAUGCUGCCGGACUACUACAACACCAGGGUCGUAGGGGCCCUGGUGGACCAGGGUGUGUUUGAGGAGCUGACGCGCGAGUGUCUGCCACUGCUCUACGAGCACAUGCAGGAGCUGGGCGUCAUCUCCACCAUCUCGCUCUCCUGGUUCCUCACGCUCUUCCUCAGCGUCAUGCCCUUCCACAGCGCCGUGCUGCUCGUCGACUGCUUCUUCUACGAGGGCAUCAAGCUCGUCUUCCAGGUCUCCCUGGCCGUGCUGCACGCCAACAUGGAGCUGCUGAUGGCCUGCAACGACGAGGGCGAGGCCAUGACCAUCCUGGGAAGGUAUUUGGAUAAUGUUGUGAACAAGCAGACCGUGUCUCCGCCCAUUCCCCACCUCCACGCCCUGCUGACCAGUGGGGACGAGCCACCGCCAGAGAUUGACGUCUUUGAGCUCAUCAAGGCCUCCUAUGAGAAGUUUGGCAGCCUCCGUGCAGACGUCAUUGAGCAGAUGAGGUUCAAGCAGAGGCUAAAGGUCAUCCAGUCCCUGGAGGACACGGCCAAGAGGAGUGUGGUGAGGGCCAUCAUGACUGAUUCAGCCUUCACCAUUGAGGAGUUGGAGGAGCUGUAUGUCCUGUUCAAGGCCAAGCACAUCAUGAGCUGCUACUGGGGUGCGAGCAGCACAGCGGCAGAGCGCCACGACCCGAGCCUGCCCUACCUGGAGCAGUACCGCAUUGACCUGGGUCAGUUCUGCCAGCUCUUCUCCGCACUGGGUCCCUGGGGCUGCGGCAUCCACACGCCCACGCUGGCCUCGCGCCUCUUCCGCCUGCUCGACCAGAACAAGGACGGCCUCAUCAACUUCAAGGAGUUCGUCACGGGCCUCAGUGGAAUGUAUCAUGGAGACAUGACCGAGAAACUCAAGCUCCUCUACAAACUCCAUCUGCCUCCAGCUUUGUGUCCAGAAGAGGCAGAGUCAGCACUGGAGGCAACACAGUUCUUUACAGAUGAUGACACACUCCAGGAUUCUCCCUUCCUGUCUCAUCUGGAUUUCCUGGUGCAGGAAGUUACUGAAGGUGAAGAGGUGAAGGAGGCAGGAGACUCUGGAAAUGGCGACUCUGAAGACAAGAAAGAGGAGAAAGUGAAGGACUAUAAAUAUUACCUAAGAAUGUGGGCCAAAGAGAAGGAACCCAAAAAAGAGACGAUCAAAGACCUGCCCAGGAUGAACCAGGAGCAGUUUAUUGAGCUGUGUAAGACGCUCUACAACAUGUUCAGCGAGGACACCCUGGAGCAGGAGCUCUACCACGCCAUUGCCACUGUGGCCAGCCUCUUGCUGCGCAUCGGUGAGGUGGGCAAGAAGUUCUCCAACAAUGGGUCCGGCAAGAAAGUUCUAGAACCCCCAGCCCAGCCCCAGCCUCCGCCUUCAGCCGACGGCCCAGAGAGGGAGGACUCCAAUGGGGAAGGCAGCUCGGGGCAGUCCCUGAUCUGCAAGGCUCUGGCGGAGGCCCAGUUGGAGACGGUGGGGCCCCCUGGAGGAGGUCCGUCAGGAGCCGGAGGCUCGGACGAGGAAGGGAAGGACGACACCUCGGUCUCGUCCUACUCGGUGGUGAGCGCUGGCGAGCUCCAGUGCGAGGACAUCGCCGACGACACCGUGCUGAUAGGCUGCGGCGGAAACGGGGCGGGGGAUAAAAGGCGAGGGAGCGCGCCGGACGCCGACUGGUCCAUCACCUUCGAGCAAGUGCUGGCCUCCAUGCUGACGGAGCCGGCCCUGGUGGACUACUUUGAGAAUAAGCGGGACAUCCAAGGCAAGAUGGCUGCCUGCAAGACCCAGAGGGCUGUGGAGAGGCAGAUCAGCUCUUCGAGUGACCAUGAGCUGGCCCAGCUGUCCACCUGAAAGAACGCCCACCAACAGACGCGGCCGAGUUGCACUCUCGCUUACACAUACACCCAUACACACGUGUGUGUAUUUGUGAGGGAGAGUGCGCGUAGACACACAUGUAUAAUAGUAUGUGUACAGUACGUGUGAAUGCAGGCCCAUAUCAGCAGGCGAAGGGGAGGUAUGUGGCUACGCAAACAUGCAUGUCUGAUAAUAGCAUGCAAUUUUCCACGCACUUGUGUGUACUUUACACGUGGGUGUGUGUCUACGUCAACGUAUGCAAUGUGAUGGGCAAAAGUGUUUAUUUGUAGACACAGGCAAUGACCUUGGUUUGCUAUGGAACCUCCAUUCUAUUCCAUCCCAUUCUCGUUAUCAGCCCAGACAUGUCAGCUCUGUCCAGGUCUGUCCCUCCACGGGGAACCAGACACCGAUUAGAUCAUGGCUCCACAGGCUGUAUAGUUGCUUGUCGUUCUUCAGCCAUGGGGUACCAUCCAUGAGUUGGGCUCAGGGCCCAACAGCUCUGAUUCAGUUGUUGAUAUUUGGGGUCUUGUCACCUCAUCUAAACAUGAGGCCUUGUACCAUUUGGGUUUUUUUUGUGGCUUUGUUUAGUCUUUUCUUCUGUUUUUUUUUGUUGAGAGACACUAUACACACGUCUGUAAGAUGGGGCUGUCCCAGUUCAGCAGGUUCAUCUAGACCCUCAUCACUGUAAUUUAUGUGCCAUUACCUGGAUGGAUCUGUGCAGUGAAGCAGUGUUUCAGUACGGUUUGUGUCAGAACUAAUCUUACACUAAAGCUUUGGUUGGUGAUGCUAGACUGUAAGAUCUUUGUUUUAGAGAGGGACUCACAUUAGACAUUCCCUGCAGAGGGCAACAGAAUAGGGUUUUGUUUAGCUCUUGAGCAGUGUCUGGAUGCCAGCAUGUCAUCUUCAAAGUGUCAUCUUCUGUGUGUGUGUGUGUGUGUGUGUGUGCGUGUGUGUUGUUUGUGUGUGUGUGUGUGUGUUAACAUUUAAAGCUUCCUUGACGCUGUUGAGGACUUUGCCUAGCAACCUGCAACGCUCACAACCCCAGUACAGAAUAGAGAAAGUGGAAGUUCCAUAAGGUUGUUCCUGGGCCAGUAGCAUAUGCCGUGGUAUUAUUUUAACUCUGCCUUUAAUUGGCAAAAUGUCUGUCAUCAGCAACAAUAAGAGGUUAUUUGUUGAGUUGGUCAGUAUUAAUAGGUUCUCUUCUUUAUGUGAAAGUUUUUCCUGUAAACCUCUACUCCGUUGCUAUAAUUGGACCAUAGCUUGGUAAAAAUGUAAUAACGCCAGGCAAAUCUUUAUUGUUAUUCAAAUACGUAACACUAUCAGACGGGCCUCAUAAUCACAAUGCACAAAUUGGUUUACACUACUACUGGUAGUUACAACUGUUUAUUUCUAAUCAAGUGGAAAUACCAUUGAUUACACAGUAUUUGGAAAUGGUCCACUGUGCAGCUAUCUAGUAUUACAUAUGAUGGGCAGGAUCUGUUCGGCGGAAGUCGUUAGACCAAUCUGUAUUAUUUGCUUAUAAAUUGCUGGCUUUUAGAGUUUCUAGUCUGUGCAUUUGUUCAAAACAUUUCACCAAAUCUAAGCAGGUCAUGUAAUUCCAUGUAACAUUUUUGUUUCUAUCAGAAUUUAUUUGGGAUAACUGAUUACUUUUACUCACUGCUCAAACACACAUAAAUGUAUGUGCUAAUCUUUAUGCAAAGCUAUUCAUUUGUCUUAAGCUGUAUAUAGAAGCAUAUCAUAUUUUCUUAUAUAAAGUGUUUUAUUGUUAAAAGUCUAUGUAAUACAAUGUAACUUUUAUCCUAUUUUAAAAAGCAUCCUCGAUUCUCUUGAUUUUAAACAUAACUUUAUUGAAUAACAAUCUUGCUUACAAUUAAUUACAUUGUAAGCAAGAUUGUUAUUCAAUAAAGUACCUUAAUUUUACUCAUGUUCCUACACCAAAUACAGUGGCUUAUAUCUCUAGCUGCUUUUCAUGGAUAAGACAUGUUCCACUGUGUUGAGACUGAGAACUAAAAGUGUACUGCGUCCGGUGUCCCUGUUACCGCAGGUCUUUUGUGAGUUUGCCUGUAGCAGUUAUAAUUAACUCAAUAAUUCAAUCUCUGACUUUUGAUGUCGUACAUAAUCCUCAUCAAUGGAUUUAUGCCUGUAAGACUGAAGCCUGGUAAAGAGGUGUAAUGUGUAUGUUUUCCCCCAUUGAGAUUACAUUUGUAUGUUUUAUUUUCCUUCUCACUUUAACAUACUCUCCCUUUACUUACCCAACACACUGAUGGUGAAUUAGAAAAAUCCGCCUUGGUAUGUGUCUGUAUUUCCACGUGCAUCUUAACUGUGAAAAUGCUUUAACAGAAACAGACUGCUUGUGACUGGCUACUUCACGUUUACAUGCUUACAGGUGUCUCACAGUAGUUACCACACACCCCUUUGCCAGUUCCAUGUGAAAAUGUUCACCAGUGUCGGUGUUUGGUGCCUCAAAUACCAAGUAUCGUCUCCACAGACUACAUGGAGUUAUUUAUUUCAUAAUGCUACACUAGGUGGUUUUCGAUGAUUAUUGAACUGUACUGUAUCACAUCAUCUUGUGUAAUAAACGAAAGUACCAUUAAA
This is a messenger RNA of Alosa alosa (allis shad), 6577 nucleotides long. RefSeq names its product TBC1 domain family member 9B. The record is from RefSeq and is a predicted model, not a curated record. Lineage: Eukaryota; Metazoa; Chordata; Actinopteri; Clupeiformes; Clupeidae. Gene Ontology annotation, molecular function: calcium ion binding. The transcript has 22 exons. Bases 173 to 3979 code for a protein of 1268 amino acids.